AUGAAGUCUACACGAUUUUUGAACGAGUCUCAGACGGCUCUGGUGAAACAAUCAUGGCCGAUGAUUGUUUCAAAUAGUUUUUGGACUUCGUUUUAUAUUAAUCUGUUCAAGAGAAGUCCAUCAUAUCAAUUACAAUUCGAUCGUUUCGCUCAUGUUCMAUUCGAUGAGCUUGAAUCAAACGUUYACUUUACGGCACACUCUUUCAGGACAGGCUUUGCAUUUAAUACUGCAAUUGAACUCUUGGAAACACCCGAUGAAUUAAACAAAGUCCUCGUGGAUUUGGGAGAAAAACACCGCAAAUUUCGUCUUACGGCUGAACAUUUCGAGGUCGUCAAAGACGUACUGACACAUAUGAUUGAGGAUCGCUUGCCGACAGACGAACCUGCCAGAUUUGCGCUUAUGGCGGAUGCGUGGAAGCCGUGCAUAACCUUGGUGAUCGGAGUUAUCAUGGAUUCCGCGACCGCCACGGUUAAUUAAAUUGCGAUUUAUACGGCGGCGACGACGACGAUAAUAUUAUCAUCAUGGUAGACAGUGUAUAAUAAACGUUUAUAGACAUGUGUAUACCGUAUACCACGUGAAGCCUUACACUUAAAUUCUUAAACAGUAUAAUAAACAGUAACACAUUUA
Molecule: messenger RNA, 627 nt
Organism: Diuraphis noxia (Russian wheat aphid)
Lineage: Eukaryota; Metazoa; Arthropoda; Insecta; Hemiptera; Aphididae
Product: globin C, coelomic-like
Molecular function (GO): heme binding; oxygen binding
Source: RefSeq, a predicted model, not a curated record